AUGACGGUCUUCAUUGCAUCUCUUUUUCUUCCUUAUACUAUCAACUUUCAAGCUACGGAGCUGAAGCGCCGCAAAUCCUCCGCUAGCCACUCUCAUGCGGACGAUCAGAUCAUAGGAAGACUAGCGGAGUCCCACCGAAGACGUCACUCAAAAACAUUCAGUCAGUCACUGACGCCUGGGGCGACCACCGAAGACGAAAAGAUCUUUAAAUCAUAUGUGUCAAACUCUGCAAAAGAAGUCCCAUCUGCCGAUGAUCCCAACGGCCCGGGCCCCAGCGACCCUCCAAUUGUUUCCUGGGGUCAGAGCCGUAAAUUCAACCAGCCACGUUCCAAGGCGUCCAACUAUCCCGACCGCUCAAUCCUGAGCCGCUUUGGCUUGGGAGACAUAGACCAGUCGACUUAUCUCGAAGCUGCUCUAGAAACGCCAGACUCGGAAGAGGAUCAUGCGAGCCUGCGUGCUCUGCUCUCCGAUGUUGACUGGACUGUGAAAGCAGCCGAGCAAGGCAAUGGUGGCUUGCGGAAUGCAGUCAACGCCGCCGAAAAAGCAGGCAUCCUAUCGGACAAGAUGUGGGUUGGCACUCUGGGUAUGCCAACCGACUCACUGAAGGAUGAAACGCGCUCAAAUAUCUCGGAGACGCUGGAAGAUGACUAUGGAUCGAUCACGGUGUUUGUUGGUGACCACGAAUUCGAGGGGCAUUACUCGCACUUCUGCCGCUCGGUCUUGUGGCCUGCUUUCCAUUAUCAGAUGCAGGAGAGUCCCCGACAUACUGAGUACGACGACUACUCAUGGAAGCAGUACGUCAAGGUCAAUGAGGCAUUUGCAAAGACCAUUGCGGUCUAUUGGCGCCCGGGGGACACCAUUUGGGUCCAAGACUACCACCUUUUGCUCCUGCCAGCCAUGCUGCGAGAAAUGUUACCCAGUGCAGAAAUCGGAUUUUUCAUGCAUGCCGCAUUUCCCUCUUCGGAAGUUUUCCGAUGUCUCUCUGCGCGAAAUGCGCUUCUCAAUGGUCUUCUUGGCGCCGAUCUUGUUGCCUUCCAAACAGACGAAUACUGCUACCAUUUUCUCCAGUCGUGCAGUCGACUUCUAAGUUUGGAAGUGUCGGUCAACGGAGUCCAGCUGCCAGAUCGUUUCGUGCACUUGAAGAAACUGCCCAUAGGUAUUGAUAUAAAUUCCCUUGAUGACUUACGCCAAACCGCUGGAGUGAAGGAUUGGAUCGCGAGCAUUUUCUCCAGAUACAAGGACAAGCAUUUGAUCAUCGCGCGGGACAGACUUGAUGCCCCUGGUGGCGUCAAGCACAAGCUGAUGGCAUACGAGCUUUUCUUGAAGAAAUACCCUAAAUGGAGAGGAAAUGUCAUCCUCGUUCAAAUCGCUUCCGCAUCUGAAAUGCCUGAAUUGGAAGCCCAGGUCUCAAAAAUCGCCAUGAGAAUUAACUCCACCUACUCAACACUUACCCAUCAGCCACUGGUACUCUUGAGGCAAGAUAUUAGUUACUCCCAGUUCCUGGCUCUCAUGAGCGUGGCCGAGAUCUUCAUGGUGACUAGUCUGAGAGAAGGCAUGAACCUUCAGAGUCAUGAUUUUCUCCACUGUCAGGAUGGUAGAAUAACAGCUCAGCAACAUGGCUCCCUUAUUCUGAGCGAAUUCACCGGAAGCGCAUCUAUCUUCCAUGGGCACGAUCUGCUUGUCAAUCCCUGGAGCUACAAGGAGGUUGCAGACAUGAUCAACAAAUCGCUGGAGAUGUCGCCAGAGCAGAAAAAGCGCAACUGGGAUUUUUUACUUGAGCGAAAAGCCCCGUAUACUGCAGUGUCCUGGUGUAAUUCUUUCAAGACAGCUUUGGCGGAAGCACGCAGCUCACAAUUAUCUCGCGAGCUUAGCCAAGUGGCACCACUCUCAGUAUCUACUCUGAAAGAAGCUUACGAUAGAUCCGGCUUGCGACUCUUCUUUGUUGAGGACGAAGGAGGAAACUCCACUGCCUCGUCAUUUUCGCAGGACUCGCUCUCUUUGCUCGAGCGUCUCAUCGAGGACCCCAAAAACGUGGUUUAUGUCACGAGUAGCAAGAGCCCCGACAAACUGGAAUCGAUGUUGAAAGACUUUUCCAAUCGUGUUGGUUACAUUGCUGAAAAUGGGUGCUUCAGGCGUGACAUCGGGUCCUCUCAAUGGAAGUCAAUGAUUGACCUUGAAAAGGCAAAAGACUGGCGAAGCGGCAUUCGCAAGGUGAUUCAAUACUACCACGAAAGAACCGAAGGUAGUCAUAUAGAAGAGGGACACUGCCUUCUGACUUUCUGGUAUAACAACGCCCAUGACGCCGACAUCGCUGCCCGACAAGCGUCUGAUCUUGCAGACCAAAUCAACGGCACCCGUGGCAGCGAUGCUAUCCGAGUUGUUCUCACCGAGGGCGCAGUGGGUGUUGAGCCUCUGGACGGGAAAAAAUCGAAAGCGGCUGAGUCCGUCUUGGAUCUACUUCCACAGAUUCCGGAUUUCCUGUUCGUCGCAGGCGGCACCCGCGGCGACGAAACCUUGUUCCGCUGGGCAAAUCACCUUCAAUCCACCAACAUCAUCCGCAACGUGUCGACCCUCACUACCGGCACACACGCCACCGAGGCCAAGGCCGUGCCACCUAAAAACAUGACCGUGGCUGACAUCAUAAGCGCUCUCUGCGAUCCUGCCGUGAAUGUGUAUCCAUCUAUGAACGGCGACGGGCCUAUCGACGGUGAAACCUCCGUUCCCAGACAUCCCAUUGCUGGAUUCUGA
Messenger RNA from Aspergillus steynii IBT 23096, 2748 nucleotides. RefSeq names its product trehalose-6-phosphate synthase. The record is from RefSeq and is a predicted model, not a curated record. Gene Ontology annotation, biological process: trehalose biosynthetic process. NCBI's taxonomy places the organism in Eukaryota, Fungi, Ascomycota, Eurotiomycetes, Eurotiales, Aspergillaceae. The transcript has 3 exons. The coding region runs from base 1 to 2748 and encodes 915 amino acids. Gene Ontology annotation, cellular component: cytosol; alpha,alpha-trehalose-phosphate synthase complex (UDP-forming). Gene Ontology annotation, molecular function: catalytic activity.